CAUAGUUACUGCUAGGUCUCAGUUGUGGACGGUGCUCGCAUGGCUCCGGUGUAACGAUUUCUCGCUGCUGUGAGGGAGAGAAAGUACAGAAGAACAACAGAACAAUUUCAGAAUCUAAAAAGAAAACAAGUGCAUAAAGGAAGCUCACUUUUUGCGUUGGGAAAUCUGUGGCGGUUUUUCUUUCCAAAAAGUUUUGCUCUCUGUCCUUGCAUGUUUAAAUCGGAGAGGAAUAUUAGUGCCGUGAGUCGGCCAGACGUCUAGUUAUAGAGCAAGCGGCAACAUCAACAAGACGGCAUGAUUUUGCGACGGAGAUCAGUGUUUGCAGCUUUUUACUAUCAUGCCUUUUUACUGUGUUUGUGUGCGAAGGUGUCUGACGCAUCGGGACAAUUCGAGUUGCAAAUCUUAUCGAUGCAGAACGUGAAUGGCGAAUUGCAAAACGGCUUGUGUUGUGAUGGGACAAGGAACACGGAGGACCGAAAGUGCAACAGGGAUGAAUGUGAUACUUAUUUCAAAGUUUGUCUGAAGGAAUACGUGCGUCGUGUCGCUGCGGUUGCUGGGCCUUGUAGUUUUGGAACUGGAUCUACGCCCGCACUCGGAGGGAAUACAUUUUCUUCGAAAACCACAUUGAGGAAUGAAAAAUCCAGGAUAGUCUUGCCCUUCAGCUUCGCUUGGCCGAGAUCUUAUUCGUUGAUAGUGGAAGCCCUGGACUUUGAUAACGACACCACAAGUGGAAGCUCCUUGGGGAAGAUCAUUGAGAAGGCCCAGCAUUCGGGCAUGAUCAACCCCAACCACCCGUGGCAGAAGCUGUCCCACGACGGCAACGUGGCCCAGUUUGAGUACCAGAUCCGGGUCACUUGCGACGAGCACUACUACGGCUUUGGCUGCAACAAGUACUGCCGACCCCGCAGCGAUUUCUUUGGCCACUUCAACUGCGACCAUAAUGGCAACAAGACCUGUCUAGAUGGAUGGUCAGGCCGUGACUGCAGCAAAGCUAUUUGCAAACAAGGCUGCAGCACUGAGCACGGUGACUGUGAGCAACCAGGUGAAUGUCGGUGCCAGUAUGGCUGGCAAGGGCCAUUCUGUGACAAGUGCAAGCCUCACCCAGGAUGCCAGCAUGGGACCUGUAUCGAGCCGUGGCAGUGCCUCUGUGACACCAACUGGGGUGGACAGCUCUGUGACAAAGACCUGAACACCUGUGCAACCCGGCAGCCAUGCCAGAACGGAGGGACCUGCAGCAACACAGGGCCGGACAAGUACCAGUGCUCGUGCCCUGAGGGCUACUCAGGAGUCAACUGCGAGAGAGCGGAGCACGCCUGCCUCUCCAACCCCUGUUCCAACGGAGGGAGCUGCGUAGAGAACAGCCAGGGGUACGAGUGCAAGUGUGCCCCGGGAUGGAGCGGCCCGUCCUGCACCACCAAUAUUGACGAGUGCAGCACCAACCCAUGUAAUCAUGGUGGCACCUGCCAAGACCAGGUCAACGGGUACAAGUGCUUGUGUCCAUCUCAGUGGACUGGGAAAGUCUGUCUCAUAGACGCCAACGAAUGCGAGGAGCGACCCUGCAAGAACGCCAAGAACUGCCGCAACCUGAUCGGAAGCUACUUCUGCGAGUGUCUGCCCGGCUGGACCGGUCAGAACUGUGACACCAAUAUAAACGACUGCCAUGGCCAGUGCCUGAAUGGAGGGACUUGCAGGGACUUGGUCAAUGGCUACCGCUGCGUCUGUCCCCCAGGCUACUCUGGGGAGAACUGCGAGAAGGACAUCGAUGAAUGCGCCAGCAGUCCGUGCUUGAACGGUGGCCGCUGUCAGGACGAGGUCAACGGCUUCCAGUGCCUGUGCCUGGCUGGUUUCUCAGGUAACCUGUGUCAGCUGGACAUCGAUUACUGCGAGCCCAAUCCAUGUCAGAACGGAGCCCCAUGUUUCAACCUAGCCUCUGACUACUUCUGCAAGUGCACAGACGACUAUGAGGGCAAGAACUGCUCGCACCUAAAAGACCAUUGCCGCACCACAGCUUGCCAAGUCAUUGACAGCUGUACUGUUGCGGUGAAGUCUAACAGCACCCCCGAGGGCGUACGCUACAUCUCGUCAAACGUGUGCGGUCCCCACGGACGAUGCCGGAGUCAGGCUGGCGGGCAGUUCACCUGCGAGUGCCAGGAGGGUUUCAGGGGCACCUACUGUCACGAGAACAUUAACGACUGCGAAAGCAACCCAUGUGAAAACGGUGGAACGUGUAUCGACAAAGUCAGUGUGUACAAGUGCAUCUGUGCCGACGGCUGGGAGGGUGACCACUGCGAAAUCAACAUUGACGACUGCCGCCUGAGCCCUUGCCUUAAUAAAGGGACAUGUCAAGACCUGGUGAACGACUUCUACUGCGAAUGCAGGAAUGGCUGGAAGGGAAAAACCUGCCACUCCCGUGAAAGCCAGUGCGAUGAGGCAACCUGCAACAACGGGGGCACCUGCCUGGAUGAGGGGGACAACUUCACCUGCAAGUGCUCCCCGGGCUGGGAGGGCGCCACCUGCAACAUUGCAAAGAACAGCAGCUGCCUGCCCAACCCCUGUGAGAACGGAGGGACGUGUGUGGUGAGCGGAGACUCCUUCACCUGCGUCUGCAAGGAGGGCUGGGAAGGCCUCACCUGCACAGAGAAUACCAACGACUGCAAUCCACACCCAUGCUAUAACAGUGGAACAUGUGUGGACGGAGACAACUGGUACCGCUGUGAGUGCGCCCCGGGGUUCGCCGGUCCAGACUGUCGCAUAAACAUAAACGAGUGCCAGUCUUCUCCCUGUGCUCCUGGCUCCACCUGUGUGGACGAGAUCAACGGCUAUCGCUGCCUGUGUCCAUCUGGACGCACCGGAAUACAGUGUCAGGAAGUUACCGGUCAGCCUUGCCUUAUCAAUGGACAUGUCAUGACGGACGGCAGGAAGUGGGAGGAGGAUUGCAACACCUGCCAGUGCAUGAGUGGGAAAGUCAUCUGCACCAGGAUGUGGUGCGGCCCCAGGUCCUGUCGGAUCAGCGGUAAAGGCAGAGGAGGGUGCCCCAUGGGUCAGCAGUGCGUGCCCAUUAAGGAGGACCAGUGUUUCAAAAAGCCGUGCCUCGACCUGGGAGAGUGCUGGCCCAGCGUCGCUCCGCCGCCACCCUCCAAAUGCCACCCCGGCUCCACUUACCAAGACAACAGCUGUGCCAACAUCAUAUUCACAUUCAACAAGGACAUCAUGCCUCCUGAGGGCAAGAGCAUUGAGAACAUUUGCAACGAGCUGAGGAAUCUCUACCUGGUGAGAAACCUGUCCGUAGAGCACUCGGUGACCAUCACCUGUGAGCCGUCGCCUUCAGCGAGCAACGAGAUCCACGUCAGCAUUUCAACUGAUGAGCCCAGGAUGGACCGGAGCCCUGUGAAAGAGAUCACCGACUGGAUCAUCGACCUGGUGAGCAAGAGGAAUGGCAACAACUCCAUCAUCGCUGCCAUCACAGAAGUCCGCGUGCACCGGAGACCUAGCAAAACCGACUACCUGGUCCCCUUGCUCAGCUCCAUCUUCAUUGUCGUCUGGAUUCUGGCUUUGGCCUCUGCCUUCCUCUGGUGCAUCCGUCGCCGCCGGAAACAGAGCAGCCAUGGCAACACGGCAGCCUCAGCAGCUGCCGAGGACAACACGACCAACAACGUGCGUGAGCAACUCAACCAGAUCAAGAAUCCCAUCGAGAAGCACGGCGCCCACACCGUGGCUAUAAAAGACUAUGAGGGCAAGAACUCCAUAAUCGCCAAAAUUAGGACACACAACCCCGAGGCGGAGGAUGAGGACGUGGACAAGCACCUGCAGAAGGCCCGGUUCACCAAGCAACCGGCCUACACGCUCGUGGAAAGGGAAGAGCGCACGUCCAAUAAAAACCCAAACUGGACUAAUAAGCAAGACAACAGAGACUUGGAAACAGCACAGAGCUUAAACAGGGUGGACUAUAUUGUAUAGCAGGCAACUGUGUUGUCAUGCAAAAACCAAAACCCUACAAGCCCCCGGAAAACCCAAUUCCGCCUUCCUGUUCCAUGUUUUGGCAAUGGGGACGAGGCCAAGGGUAUGAGGGGAUGUGUAGUUCUUAAACUGUUUCGUCAUAUUCUUGACUCUAAGGUUAUUAUUUGCAUAGAAUCCCUGUGUUAAUUUAAGUUUUGACAAGCUGGUUUACACUGGCUAUUGAUAGUUGCUGUGGUUGGCCGGAUUACCAAGUGCUGCAUUUCACAUAUAUGCAAAAAAAAAAUAGUUUCAAGUACCCUCCUGCCACAUUUCAAACAUUGAACAGGCGGAUAUGUGAGUGUAUCUUGGCAUUAUACCCCUGACACAGUGUAUUUUGCAACACGUUUGCAAGUAUUACUUUUUAUAUAUAUAUAUUGUUUAUUUUGACUAAAAGCUAAAAGGACAUGGAGAGUCCAGGUUACGUGGAAGGGCUCUCUGAUUGGUUCACCAUGGUUACGUACAGAAAGUGCCCUUACAGUUUCACACCACAGCAACCAUCAGAAAUGAAAAUAAUAAUGAAAAAAAAAAACUUUAUUAUUUAUUAUUUUUUUUCUUGGGGCGGGUUGGGUCUGUCGGCAGUCGCUGCCAUAUGAAGAAUUUCAAAGUGUCAAUCUAGAUCAUUUUGUGUAGAUAUGUACAUUUUCCAAUUAAUCACUGUGUAUAUUUGAUUUAUUAACUUAAUAAUCAAGAGCCUUAAAAUACCAUUCCUUUUUUAUUUAUAUGUACUGUCUAGGUUUGAAGGUUUUGAUAGCUUUGUAAGCUUACAGCUUUUUUUAUUUUUGAUGACAACUUUGUUUUGUGUUUCAAAAUGCCAAAAUUUAUAAAAGACCAAACGUCUUGGUCUUUAUACAAAAAAAAAAAAUCAGAUGUGUAAAAGGUCUAUCUUUCACAUUCAUAUUGUCAGGACUUCUUUUUUUUAAGUACGAAAAGCAAGUGAGAAAGGAAAAAUAAUCUACAGAAAAUGGCUGCUUUGCAGUUUUUACUUAUAACGCAGUGGCAGACAGAUUGCUUGCCACAAAUAUAAGACGGCAAUUGCUUUAAGGGAACAAUAAUCUUCAGCAGCUUAUUGGUUGCCCACUCACGACAAACCCCAUGACAAGCAAAACUGUCCGUCUGCUUUGUGCCUGAGGUAACACAUGCUUCACUAUGCUGCACCAUUUCACUUCUCUGGCUUUAGAUUGCAUGACGUCAUAAGCUAGGCAUUGAAUACUUGAACAGUAAAGGGGCCAAUGGGAACACUGUAGAAAACUGCCUUGCUCUUUGGUAGUCUGUUAUACCCUCUUUUUUGCUGUGUACAUGGACUGUUUGUGUUUUUUUAUUUUUUAUUUUUUUAAUUUUUUUUAAAAAAGGCUCUUCAUUUAAAAAAAAAAGGCAACCCUUAAUAUUUCGUUCAUUUGUAAAAAUCCUUUGAAACCACAUUGACAUUUUGUGUCCAACUUUUGACAUUAGUGUUAAAACUUCAGAAUGUUUUUUUUUUUUAGGUGUUCCUGGCAAUAUUUUUUUUUUUUUUUUUUUUGAAAAGUCAUAUUUAUUAAAUAUUUUGUAUGAAAAGAGAAUUAAAAGUUGUUCAAAA
Alosa alosa (allis shad) is the source of this 5569-nucleotide messenger RNA. RefSeq names its product jagged canonical Notch ligand 1b (gene jag1b). The transcript has 26 exons. The coding region runs from base 295 to 3957 and encodes 1220 amino acids. Lineage: Eukaryota; Metazoa; Chordata; Actinopteri; Clupeiformes; Clupeidae. The record is from RefSeq and is a predicted model, not a curated record. Gene Ontology annotation, molecular function: calcium ion binding; Notch binding. Gene Ontology annotation, biological process: Notch signaling pathway; cell communication; multicellular organism development. Gene Ontology annotation, cellular component: membrane.